AUGGAAUUUUCCAACAAUUUUACACUGACUCGUCACACUAAGGCGGUCAAUGUAUUGGCUGUAAGCAAGCUUGGAGCAUUGCUCCUCACCGGGGGCAAUGAUGGUUGGGUUGUCCUGUGGAGCCUCACAUCAGGGGAAAUGAUUCAAGAAAUAUAUUCACCAGCGGCGGGAUAUAUCAGUGCAAUUACCUGGACGGACAUGGAUGAUCGCGGAGAAACCAUGUUUGCAUUUGGGGCAUCCGACGGUAACAUCCAAAUGUAUGAAAGAAUUAAUGAUGCACUCUUUGAAUUCUGGAGUACUACCAUUGGUCACUCAGGCGCAAUCGAGUCACUUGCAUGGGAUCCCAAUUAUUGCAGACUGGCAAGUGCUGGUGACGGUCACCCACAGGUUUGGAACCUGACACCAGACAAGACAUUCACGUCGAUGGUCUCACAGCCCGAGAAGCAGGCAUAUGUUGCACGCACUGUUCACUUUUAUGACAAGGGUGCUUCUUUGUUGGUGUCAUACCUGGAAAGUGGUGACAUAUUUUGUUAUUCAAUAGAGUCCUUGGGAUCUCAAAUGGCACAAAAAAGUGUCAAGCAGGAUCACUGUUUCAGCGGCAAUACUGCUCUUGAUGGCAACUACUUGCUCUCCUUCAACCAUGUAAUCUUGCACAAUGUUCCUUUGCAAAUUUCUGUUGCUCGACAGUCGGGGUUACUAUUUGUUGGCGGUGACGAUGGUUUUGCUCGAAUUUUUGAUUACACCACGGGUGCAUACCGUGGACAGUUGGACCAUGGUAAUCAUGGCGAUUGCAUCACACCUGUAGUAUCUCACGAAGGACACUCAAGGUGUGUUGUUGUCACCGGCACCUGCCUUAACGGGCACAGUAGCGUGAAGGUGUGGGGGGAGGAUGAUGUGAUGUUAAAGGAGCAUGCAACAUCCCUUCCAUCCUCAUCCCCAUUGACCACACUUCAAUUGAUUCAAUUUGCCAUCAUCUGCAUUCUUGUGAACGUUCUCAUGCAUGCCCUGCAAUCAGGCGCUUUUUCCACUCUUUACAUACUACUUCAACAUGUACAAAUCCCUGUUGUCUGGACGUAA
Molecule: messenger RNA, 1077 nt
Organism: Suillus discolor
Lineage: Eukaryota; Fungi; Basidiomycota; Agaricomycetes; Boletales; Suillaceae
Product: WD40-repeat-containing domain protein
Exons: 10
Coding region: 1-1077 (358 amino acids)
Molecular function (GO): protein binding
Source: RefSeq, a predicted model, not a curated record